Acanthosepion pharaonis is the source of this 900-nucleotide messenger RNA. The record is from the annotation of a GenBank genome assembly. Lineage: Eukaryota; Metazoa; Mollusca; Cephalopoda; Sepiida; Sepiidae.
AUGCUUGUCACUUGUGCAAAUUUUAGAAUAAGCAUCAACAAUCUGUUAGGAUUUUUAGGUGAUUGUUCCUGUCUCUCUCUCUCUCUCUCAUCUUCCUCUACUCAGUUUUAUGUUUUUCAGUUCUUCCUCUACCCCUCAUUUGCCUCCUUUGUUCUUCCUCCUCCCUUUGUUUGCCCCUCUUUCUCUCCCUGUCAUUUGCUUUUGUUGUUCUUUUCUCUCUCCCCUCUUCCUCUCUCUUCCCCCUCUUGUUAUUCCUCUCUCUUCCCCCUCUUGUUAUUCCUCUCUCUUCCCCCUCUUGUUAUUCCUCUCUCUUCCCCCGCUUGUUAUUCCUCUCUCUUCCCCCCUCUUGUUAUUCUCUCUUUCCCCUCUUGUUAUUCCUCUCUCUCUUCCCCCUCUUGUUAUUCCUCUCUCUCUUCCCCCUCUUGUUAUUCCUCUCUCUCUUCCCCUUUGUUAUUCCUCUCUCUUCCCCUCUUGUUAUUCCUCUCUCUUCCCCUCUUGUUAUUCCUCUCUCUCUUCCCCCCUCUUGUUAUUCCUCUCUCUUCCCCUCUUGUUAUUCCUCUCUCUCUCUCUCCUCUUGUUCUCUUCUCUCUCUCUUCCCCCCCCCCUCUCUUCCCCCUCUCUCUCUUCCCCUCUCUCUCUCUUCCCUCUCGUUCUUCCCCUCUCUCUCUGAUCCACUUGUCUCUCUCUUGUUCCUCUUUCCAUCUCUAUAAAAUAUUUUCUUCAUUUACUUUCUCUUUAUCUUUCUUUAUCUACCCCUCUACUGCCACAAUUUAUUUUCCCUUUCAUAACUUUCCAACUCCAACCAUGAUUACUGAUGGGUUUCCAACUCUUCUCCCUAUCACCUCUUUUCCAUCCUUCCUCAUCCACCUCCUUCAACAUCUAGCCACCCCCCACUGCUAA